Molecule: messenger RNA, 489 nt
Organism: Penicillium crustosum
Lineage: Eukaryota; Fungi; Ascomycota; Eurotiomycetes; Eurotiales; Aspergillaceae
Product: TRAPP subunit BET5
Exons: 5
Coding region: 1-489 (162 amino acids)
Biological process (GO): endoplasmic reticulum to Golgi vesicle-mediated transport
Cellular component (GO): TRAPP complex
Source: RefSeq, a predicted model, not a curated record
AUGGUCGUCUACUCGUUCUACAUCUUCGAUCGCCACGCGGAAUGCAUCUACAAGCGCCGCUGGCUUCCGCGGCCGACCUCCAUCGUGGGGAAGUCCCGAUCUGACACAGUCUCCGGCGCAGCACCGACCGGUCUCGGCCAGACAGUGCGAUCGACAGACGAUGAUUCGAAGCUAGUCUUCGGUACAGUAUUUUCGUUGCGGAAUAUGGUGCGGAAGCUAGGAGGUGACGACGACAACUUUGUGUCAUUCACCACCAGCCAGUACAAGCUUCACUACUACGAGACACCGACGAAUAUCAAGUUCGUCAUGCUGACAGACCUCAAGAGUCCCAGCAUGCGCAUCGCGCUGCAACAGAUCUAUAUCAAUCUGUUUGUGGAAUACGUGGUUAAAAACCCCCUUUCUCCGACCGAGCAUCCCGGCGGUGUGGGCGUGAACAACGAACUAUUCGAGGAAUCAUUGGAACAGUUUGUGACUCGAGUUUUGUCAUGA